AUGGAAGAGGUAGGAGAGUGUUUUGAUCUUCAUUUAUUUGAGGUUUGGGUUUUUUUAAGGAUUUUUGAAGAGUUUUGUGACAUUUUAUCGUCUCAAAAGUCAUUAAAAUGAGGUUUUAAUCCGCUUUUAGAGGGGUAAUUGAGAAGCUCUGUAAGAGUUGGUCCUUUUUUGGAUCAUUCAUGAAAAGUUGCAUACCAGUUUCUACCGUGGAUAGUAAUGUUUCCACAAAAAAUCACUUUUUUCCGUGCAAAAUUGGCAAAGAUAUGGCCAAAAAGUCUUUUUCUCUCUGACGCUCUCCGCAUUCCUCGUACUCUCUGAGAAUAAAGUUGAAUAUCUUGGCUCACUCUGCAAAGAGCGAGUUAAAACCUUCAGCAAUUGAUUAUACACCCAUCUAGCUUAUUUAAAUUUUAUAAAGAUACCAUUUUAUACGAUGAAAGAUGCUUGGAGAUAUUUUUUCGUAUAAAAUGUCACUUUUAGAAGCUAAAACCGUUUAGAAAUUGAUUAGAAGCCCAUUUUAAUUACUAUUAAAAUUUUUUGCAAAGAUACCAUUUUAUACGAUCAAACAUGCUUGGAGAUAUUUUUUCGUAUAAAAUGUCACUUUUAGAAGCUAAAACCCUUUAGAAAUUGAUUAGAAGCCCAUUUAAAUUACUUUUAAAUUUUUUUGCGAAGAUUCCAUUUUAUACGAUGAAACGUUCUUGGAAAGGUUUUGACGUAUAAAAUGUCUCUUUCGAAGCCGAAAUUUUGCGCCCGACGUAUGUUCAUCGAAUAUUCUCCCUAAUUAGUCUAAAGAUUCCAAAAUAAUCGGUUCAUGAUAAAUGCUAGGGGUCGUUGGGAUGACGCCGGAUGAGAGAGCAAACCCCCAAAAAUAAUGGGCUAUAAUCUUUCUGAAGCACGCAAUUCUUUGUUAAAAAACGGGCAAGUUUUCGCCCUUAUAGGGACUUUUGGUUUAUUAUUACUGAAUUUAUAUGUUUCUGACAUGGAAUUCCAGAAGUUUUUAGUGCAAAUAAGGGGAAUUUGGAUACUGUAUCGCGUAUAUGUUUUUCUAUUUUUGUUUUUAACAUGGUUAGGUUACUGUAGCAUUUGGGGGGAAAUUUAUAUAAUCUAUCUCCAGACUGCGCUUAGAUUUUGAUGAAACGUAGGGCAAAUUUAGAAUACUUUUUUCUAUGGCAAAUACGAUACUCCCAGCUCACAAUACGCAGAAGCAACCAGGAUUUUUGAACCAAAACUUGAAAAAAAUCCAGCAAUUUUUUUGCGAGUUUAUCCAUGAAAAGUUUCAGCCUUAUUUCUACCGUAGAGAAUAAUGCUUCCACAAAAAAUAAAUUUUUUCCGCACGAAACUGGCAGAGAUAUGGUCAAAAAGCUGUUUUUUCUCUGGCCGCUCUCCGCAUUCAUCGUACUCUCUCUGAAAAAAGUUGAAAAUCUUGGCUGCCCUUGCAAUUACGAGCUAAAAUUUUCAGAAAUUGAUCAGAGGGCCAUCUAAUUUAAUUUUACUGAAUUUUACGAAAGUGUCAUUUUAUACGAUGAAACAUGUUUAGAAAUGUUUUGUCGUAUAAAAUGCCGCUUUAAGAGAUGGCAUUUUUAGAAAUAAAUUUAAAUUGAUCAGAAAAAAAUAAUAAAAAAUUUUCACCCUGAGGGCAAAUAAAAACAAAAUUUUUUGAAACAUAAAAAAAGCAGACUUCUGGAUGCCGUAUUUUACAAUAUCUAUUAUCCCGUUUUUCAGUUCCUCCGCGACGACUCCAUUGAUCUGCACGAACUGAGCACCCGUUCCGACUCCUCGUCCUCCACGUUUUCCGAGGAAACUGUGCUGCGAAUCCCCUCCGGGGACAGUGACGACAGACCCCUGAAGCGCUUCAUUAAUAUGCCCAACGGAACGCUGGACCCAUCAUCGGACAUUACGCCCGGCCGCCGGGCGAAGAGCCCGUUGCCUCCGUUGCGGUUGCAUUCCGAGUCGGACAUCGACUUGGCCGCACUGCACAGUGGAAACAAGGACGAAAUUUUGAGUAAUGGUAGGUGAAUUUUUUUUUUAAAUUUAAAAAUAGGGGCUGUGGAGAUUGAAAAAAAAAAUAUUUUGAAUUUUUGUCGGGGCAAAAGAAAAUAAGUGGAAAUUUGCACAGUGCAAAAAAAUAUAUCUUGAGAGUGCACAGUGCGACGAAAAUUUUUUUUCGCACUGUGAAAAAAAAUAUGUGGAAUUUUUGUCUGCGCACGGUGCAUAAAAAUAAGUCGAAAUUUGCACUGUGCAAAAAAAAAAAUAAAAUUUUCAGUGCACAGUGCAAAAAAAUUAGGUCGGAAGUUGCACCGUGCAAAAAAAUAGGUAGAAAGUUGCACCGUGCAAAAAAAUAUAUCUUGAGAGUGCACAGUGCGACGAAAAUUUUUUUUCGCACUGUGAAAAAAUUACUUGGAAUUUGUGUUGAGCACAGUGCAAAAAAAUGAAGCCGAGAUUUGCACUGUGCAAAAAAAUUAUUUUUCAGAAUGCACAGUGCGAUGAAAUAAAGUCGUAAUUUGCACUGUGCAAAAAAAAAUAAAAUUUUCAGUGCACAGUGCGGUGAAAAUUUUUUUUUAUCGCACUGUGCAAAAACUUAUUUCGAAUUUUUGUCUGCGCACGGUGCAAAAAAUAAGUCGAAAUCUGCACAGUGCAAAAAAAUAUAUUUUUAGAGUGCACAGUGCGGAAAAAAUUGAGUCGAAACUUGCACCGUGCAAAAAAAAAAUAUAUUUUUUUCAGCGCGCAGUGCGAUAAAAAAUAAAAAGAAAGAUUUUUUUAUCGCUUACAAGGGAUCGGCAAAUAGUUGCACCCUGCUUUCUUAACGAAACAUAUACUGUUUGAAAGAGCAUUGAAAAUAGUGUACAACACAGGAAAAAUUAGCUGCCCAAUAUAUGUUUGGGCAAAGUUAUGGCCGUUUUAUGAUAAGGGUUAUAUGCGGCCAAAACGCCGGUUUCUUCUAUUACAGUAAUCCUGGCGGCUUGAAAUUGUCUCCAUUUUCUUACUAGUAUCCCGAAACGUCUAUCACGGUCGUUUCAUCGCUUUACCAAUCCUUGGUUAUGAGUUAUUAGACAUUAUAAUGUCGCAUUACUGCCAUUUACAAAAAAUUGUAAAUAAAACUAGGUUAAUGGGAAAACUGGAGCAAAAAACUUUGAGAAUUCAUUUGUAUGAUCGUCGUGGCCAUUUACAAACAAAAAUCUCAAAAUCAAAAAUUUAUUGUCCUAGCCUUACCGAUGGUUAGGCCACUGUGUCAGCAAUAGUGUUUUGGCCGCUUUUGUAAUUUUCUCUUCGUAUUUUUUUCGAAAAAAUUAUAUUUAUAGGCCCUUGUAAAUUGAAUUAUCGUCCAGUAAUCAUAAUCGGUCAGGGUAAAGGCAUGACACCCUUGUAAUUAUACGAUAGGAAUCCCCACUCUCAUCACCAUCAAAUAUGUGGUGGUAGCAAAAAAAAAACCAAAAACUCGAAAAAAUCCCGUAAAAAUGUAUUUUGACUGCGAAGGAACAAAAAUUAUUUAAAAAUGGUUUUGUGGCAUAUAAGAGACGAAAUGCAAAAAAAUUUGCAGCGCCCGGCUUCGAAACCACGACCUGUUUCGCCGGAAGUGAGGUCACUACCACUCGGCCAACUGGACACAACUUUGUUGCCGUUCCAAGAGCUUAUAAAGUGACGCGGAAAUUAGGCUAAAAUCUGUAUUUAGGCCAUAACUUUGCCCAAACAUAUAUUGGGCAGCUAAUUUUUUUUGCGCUGUGCACUAUUUUUAAUGCUCUUUUAAAUGAUAUAGGUUUCGUUAAGAAAGCAGGGUGCAACUAUUUGCCGACCCCUUGUCAGUGCAAAAAGUUAUUUUAAAUUUUUGUCGGCGCACAGUGCAAUUUUUUUAAUGCACUGUGCAAAAAAUUUUUAUUAAAUAAAAAUUUCUCAAAAUUCAAAAAAAAAAAAAAAAAAAAAAAUUAAAUUAAAUUUUCCUGUGCAAAAAAUUUUCAAAACAUACCAUUAGUACAGUGCAAUUUUUUUUUUAAAUUUUUCGAUUUUCAAUUCAAAAAAUCUCGAUUUCAGAUAUUCAAUCCGGCUCUUUGGACGCCGCCAGAGCGCAUUGGAUUCAACUAUACAAACAGAAUCAGCAGCAGAAUGUCAUCCAAGAAGUCUUUAUCUACAUGAUCCGGAGGUACCCGCAAAUGAGGCCGGUCUGGCAGUUCAGUCGCUCUUUGAACAUGAAAAAUGACAACUGGGAGCAUGAUAUUUUGAGGGACAACACUUUCAAGUGAGUUCUUGAGAAUUUUUGAAUUUCAAAAAAUUGAUUUUUUUUUGUAUUUUAGACAUCAUUGUGCAAGUAUACAAGCGGCGUUUACGAUGAUUAUGGACAACCUGGAUGAUGAGCAUGGUCUGGCGAAGCUAUUGCAACAGUUGGGAGCUCAUCACUUCUUCUACGACGCCUACGAACCGCAUUUGGAGGUGGGUGACAUUUUAUACGAUGAAAAGUUUAUUUUCUUUGAUUUGUGAAUAAUUCAUUAUAAUGGUUAGGUAAGACAAUCAUAGCACGGCAUUAAGCGUAUUAAAAGAUUUAGAAUUAGGCUUUUGCUAUCAGGUGCCAUUUUAUACGAGAAAACAGUUAUGAGAAUGUUUUAUCGUAUAAAAUGGCAAUCAAACGAAGUUUUUGAAUCCGAGCCAUGUUUUAUUAUUUGCACGCAAACAAAGGUGCUUAAUCAAUCAAAAUUUCAAAGUUUUCGGCAUAGUGAGCCAUUUUAUACGGCAAAACUUGUAUAAACAGGUUUCAUCGUAUAAAAUGUCAGUAUAGUCGGUUCUUUGGCAAAGUUUUAUUGUUUUUGCCCAAGCAACUAAUAAAAAAUAUCAUUUGAAAAAACAGUGAAAAUUCCGCCGUUGAGACACCAUUUUAUACGAUGAAACAUUUCUGAAGAGGUUUCAUCGUAUAAAAUAUCAUCAUAAUGGGAUUUUUGCAAAACUUCAUUUGUUUUAUCUCAAACACCAUGUAACAAACAUAACUUGAAAAAAACAGUUAAAAUACCACCGCUGAGACACUAUUUUAUACGAUGAAACAUUUCUGAGCAGAUUUCUUCGUAUAAAGUGGUAUUUAUCUAGAAAAUUUCUAAAACAGCCUCUGAACAUCCUGACGGCUUAUAAAGAACACUAUUUGUGUCAAUACCACAAAUAUUUUGCCGGUUUUUAAUCAAAAAAUCUCAUUUUCAGGUAUUCCAAGAGAGUCUUUUGCACGCCCUCAAGUCGGUUCUCAUCGACACCGCCGAAGCGCCGGACGACAACCUGCUCCGAGCGUGGACUCGUUUCUUCGUCAUGGUCAAACGACAUAUCAAUUUGGGGAUUUCGCACGAACGCAAAAAUUAUUUAAUUCAAUGCAUGACGUCAAUGGAAAUGAAAUACGUGAAAAAAGUGUGGGGCCAGGUCAAAGAGUACGGCUUGGACAAGGCUGGGAGUAUUUGUACGGGAAUUGCGCUCAAGGUGAGUUGAAAUUUCUUUGAUUUUUUGAGGGAAAAAAUGCGAUAUGAAAUUGCAAAAAAAAAAAAAAAAUCAAAAUUUUUUAAUUUUGAAAUUUUUUAAAAUUCCAUGAAAAAAAAUAAUUUUGCGAUAAAAAAAUCGAUAAAAAAUGAACAGUCUCUAUUGUGUAAAUCCAUGAAGAUUCAUUUUCGCGUAUUUUAAAAAUGUUUUUUUCAGACAUACGAAGAGCUGUUGGAGAAAUAUAAAAUCGAUAUGGCAGUGAAUUUGAAGCCGGAUGAUAGUGAUUUUAAAAAGUUUUCAAUUGAAGUGAUACGGGUAUGUCUAUUUUUUUAUUUAUUUUUUUUUGACUUUUUUGAUUUUUUUUAUUUUUAUUUUUAUUUGAUUUUUAUUUUAUUUUAUAUUUUAUUUUGAUUUUUAUCUUAUUUUUUUAUUUUUUUAGAUUUUUUAUUAUUUAUUUUGAUUUUUUUUAUUUUCUUUUUUUGAUUUUUUUUAUUUUCUUUCAUUGUUCUUUUAUUUUUUAUUUUUAUUUCAUUUUUUACUUGUUUACUUGUUUAAUUUUUUUAUUAUUUAUUUUGAUUUUUUUUAUUUUCUUUUUUUGAUUUUUUUUUAUUUUCUUUGAUUGUUCUUUUAUUUUUUAUUUUUAUUUCAUUUUUUAUUUGUUUAAAUUUUUUUACUAUUUUUAUUUGAUUUUUUGAUUUUUUAAAUUUUAUUUUGAUUUUUAUCUUAUUUUUUAUUAUUUUUUUGAUUUUUUUUAUUUUGAUUUUUUUAUUUUCUUUAAUCGUUCUUUUAUCUUCUAUUUUUAUUUCAUUUUUUAUUUGUUUAAACUUUUUUAUUAUUUUUUUUUUUAUUUUUUCCAUUUUUUACUUUUCAUUUUUUUAAUACGAUCUUUUUUACCACGCAAUAUUCAACUUUUUUCAGGCCCUCGAGAUCACCAUCAACUUCUACACAAUUGAACAUGGCUUUGUCCACUUGCCCUCGAUUCUACAAGAGUUUGUGAGCACCUGUUUGGUGAUCAAUGUGUGCCCAACUUUGGUGCGGAAGGCCUUUAUGGAAGGGCUGAUUGGGAUGCUGAUUCAAGUGUUGGGGGAGCCGCAGCUCAGCGAGAGCUCCGCGCACACGUGGAGCAAGGUUUAUAGGGUCUUGGAACAGGUGAGAAAAUAUUUUUGGGGCAAAAAAAACUGAUUUUUUUGGAUUUUUUUGAUUAAAAAAUAUUUUUUAGAAUUUGUAAAAUUAAAUUUUUUUAAAUAUUUUUUUUUAAAUUUUUUUUUAUUUUUUGAAAAUAAUUACAGAUAUCACAGCGCAUCGUAUUUUACCAUCAAAAAAAUUUUUUUUUCUAAAAUUUUUUCAUAAUUAAAUAUUAUUUUACCUAACGUUUAUUUUCAGGCAAUUCUGAGCAAUAUUGUGGAAUUUUAA
Messenger RNA from Bursaphelenchus xylophilus (pine wood nematode), 6849 nucleotides. The record is from the annotation of a GenBank genome assembly. Lineage: Eukaryota; Metazoa; Nematoda; Chromadorea; Rhabditida; Aphelenchoididae.